This is a messenger RNA of Acipenser ruthenus (sterlet), 3872 nucleotides long. Its product is annotated as protein HIRA-like. Gene Ontology annotation, biological process: chromatin remodeling; regulation of DNA-templated transcription; DNA-templated transcription. The coding region runs from base 97 to 3150 and encodes 1017 amino acids. Gene Ontology annotation, cellular component: nucleus; HIR complex. The transcript has 25 exons. NCBI's taxonomy places the organism in Eukaryota, Metazoa, Chordata, Actinopteri, Acipenseriformes, Acipenseridae. Gene Ontology annotation, molecular function: protein binding; nucleosome binding. The record is from RefSeq and is a predicted model, not a curated record.
ACAGCGCGUCGGAGAGACGACGGGGAACUGGGGGCGAAACCCAGCCGGUUAGAAAGACUUUCUCUCUCUCUCUCUCUCUCAGAGGUCCUGGAAAUUAUGAAGCUCUUGAAGCCAAGUUGGAUCAGUCACAAUGGAAAGCCAAUAUUUUCUGUUGACAUCCACCCGGAGGGAACAAAAUUUGCAACAGGAGGACAAGGAGAGGAUUCUGGGAAAGUUGUCAUAUGGAACAUGGCACCAGUCCUUCGAGAAGAGGACGAGAAGAACGAGACCAUUCCCAAGAUGCUUUGCCAGAUGGACAACCAUUUAGCUUGCGUGAACUGUGUGCGCUGGUCCAACAAUGGGCUGUACCUGGCUUCAGGUGGGGAUGACAAGCUGAUAAUGGUGUGGAAACGAGCAGCGUACAUUGGCCCCAGCACUGUGUUCGGUUCCAGCAGUAAACUGGCCAACGUGGAGCAGUGGAGAUGUGUAACCAUACUGAGGAGUCACACUGGAGAUGUCAUGGACGUUGCUUGGUCACCACAUGAUGCCUGGCUCGCUUCCUGCAGCGUUGACAAUACCAUUGUCAUCUGGAACGCUCGCAAAUUUCCAGAGAUCAUCGCUACCCUGCGGGGUCACACAGGCCUGGUGAAGGGGCUGACCUGGGACCCUGUGGGGAAGUACAUUGCCUCUCAGGCCGACGACCGCAACUUGAAGGUGUGGCGGACCAUGGACUGGCAGCUGGAAACCAGCAUAACCAAACCGUUCGACGAGUGCGGUGGAACCACUCACGUGCUGCGGCUCAGCUGGUCCCCCGACGGUCAGUAUCUAGUCUCCGCCCACGCCAUGAACAACUCCGGCCCCACAGCGCAGAUCAUUGAGAGGGACGGCUGGAAGACCAACAUGGACUUUGUGGGUCAUCGGAAAGCAGUGACAGUAGUGAAAUUCAACCCUAAGAUUUUCAAGAAGAAGCAGAAGAACGGCAGCUCUCCCAAGCCCAGCUGUCCGUACUGCUGCUGCGCUGUGGGCAGUAAGGACCGCUCUGUGUCUGUGUGGCUCACUUGCCUGAAACGCCCCCUUGUGGUUAUCCAUGAGUUAUUUGACAAGUCAAUCAUGGAUAUCUCAUGGACCCUCAAUGGCCUGGGGAUCCUGGUGUGCUCCAUGGAUGGGACUGUGGCAUACCUGGAUUUCUCUCAGGAUGAGCUUGGGGAUCCACUCAACGAGGAAGAGAAGAACUCGAUUCACCAAAAGAUUUACGGAAAAAGCCUGGCGAUCACCACAGAGGCUCAGCUGCCCACCACCAUCAUCGAGAACCCGGAGAUGCUGAAGUACCAGCAGCAGAAGCAGCUGGCUGAGCAGAGGAACGCGGCCAGCAGGGAGGCGCACACGCCCAAACUCACCAGCGUGGUGAACGGGGAGAGCCUGGAGGAUAUCAGGAAGAAUUUGUUGAAAAAGCAGGUGGAAACGAGGACAGCAGAUGGCCGCAGACGGAUCACCCCUCUAUGCAUUGCUCAGUUAGACACGGGGGACUUCUCCCCAGCCCUGUUUAACAGUGUCCCGAUCCUUCCCGGCUCGUCUGUGUCCUCCCAGCUGACCCAGCAGCAGACCUCCUCGGACUCCAACACGGCCAACUCCCUCAGCCUGAAGCCGUGUCCGGAGCCCACAGCCGCUGCUGCUCCCAGGCCUGCAGACGAUGCACUGCACAAAGAGGGCGUCAAUGCUACAGCCACCACGUUGUCAGCCGUUGUAAACUCCAUUGCAGGGAAACCAAACUCUCUGACGUCUGCUGCCAAGAUUGAGCCAAUGAAAGCACUUGAUUCCAGGUUUACAGAAAGAUCAAAAGCCACGCCCGGAGUAGCCAUAUCCUCUCUCGUCAGUCUCACCCCCCUUGAUAGAGUAAAAGAUGCAAAUGCCCUUAAGGACCCGAGGCCCAGGAUCACAUGUCUGGACAGCAGCAGCGACAGCGAGGAGAAAAUGAAAGCACCGUCUCUGGCCUUGAACAAGAGGAAGAUAGAGAUGGAGGGGAGCGAGGUGGUCGAGAAGAGAAAGAAGGGAAGGCCGAGGAAAGAUACCAAAGUACUGCCGGUGAACGUAGCCGUGCUGCAGACUGCGCCCACAACAGACAAAGAUCCCCCCAGAGUUGUUGUGCCGAUGGCAGUGUUGAAGCUGCCAACACCAGCACCACAGAAAGCUUUCACUGUACAGAUCAGCUCGGAUCCGUCCGUGUUCAUUGAGGUGGAGAAUGAGGUCUCCACCGCCGGGGGGUCCAGGCUGAGCCGGCUGAAGUGUAACCGGGAGGGUAAAGUGUGGGAGACGGUUCUCACCAGUCGAGUCCUGACUGCUGCUGGAAGCUCGGACGUGAUCGGGGUGGCCUGUGAGGACAGGACGUUGUCGGUAUUCUCUGCCUGUGGCUGGCGGCUGCUCCCAGCCAUCCUGUUGCAGGCGCCCAUGUCCACGCUGCACUGUUCUGGCUGCUACGUGAUGGCCCUCACUGCCUGUGCCACGCUGUCAGUCUGGGAUGUGCAGAAGCAGUCGGUACUGGUCAAGAAUGAAUCGCUACAGAGUAUCUUAUCAGGAACAGAUACCACAGUCUCCCAGUCCUUGUUGACCCAGCACGGAGUCCCGGUUGUGAGCCUGGCCAGUGGAAAGUCGUACUGUUUCAACUCCUCUCUUGGGACAUGGAAUCUGAUAGCAGACAAACAGGACUCCCUGGUGCAGUGUGCCGAUUACAGGAACUGCUUCCCUUCCCAGGAGGCCAUGCUGUCCUCUGGACCCUUGGCCAUCGUGCAGGGUCACACUUUGAAUGCUGGGAGGCAAGCGUCCAGGCUGUCGUCCACACCACACCUCCUGCAGCAGGGAAUGACGCUGGCCUACCUGGAGAACCAGAUGGCAUCAGCACUUGCAUUGAAAUCCAGUCCGGAGUACAGGCACUGGCUUCUCAUCUACGCACGGUUCCUGGUAAAUGAAGGAUCGCAGUAUCGCUUACGAGAGCUAUGUAAAGAUUUGUUGGGUCCUGUACACAAGUCAGCGGCAAGCGUUUGGGAGGCGACUGUGCUGGGACUGAGGAAGCGAGACCUUCUCAAAGAGGUGCUUCCAGUUAUAGGCCAGAAUCUGCAGUUCCAGAGGCUCUUCACAGAAUACCAGGAUCAGCUGGAGCUGCUGAAAAACAAGUAGCACUUUCCCAUCGUUCCACAGGGAGACCGUCAUCACGAGAGAGCAGAGCCCCGCUGUGCCGUCUCGGGAGGAGCACAACACCUGCUACCCUGAGCAAGGACCCCCGUGAAGCAGGGGGUGGGGGCAAACAAAAGAACAAACAAGAGACGCUUCUCUUCAGUAUGAAGGCACUAAGAUUCCACUGUCCGCACGGGUCACGGGGUGCUCGGACAAGCACAAUGCCACCGUCACGCAGAACAGCGGAAACCAUUUAAAAAAAAAAAUAAAAAUAAAGAAAAAAUAAAGAAAAAAAUUCUCCUGAUGUUUACGGGAGGUAAUAACAUAGUUUUUCUAUCAGCAGUUGGAAUAUGUUUCUACUAGAAACAGAAAGCCUGUACAGUAGAGUGUGGGCAGGUAACACAGUGGCAGUGCUUGGUGCAUCGCGUCACUACAGCAACAACAGCAACAACCCAAGAACGGACAUUUUAACAGUAGCAACAACCAGACUCUGUGCAGUUUGUACAUGGAGAUAAACAGGUCCUGUUUUGUUUGUAAUUUCUAAAUGUUUGUACAAGAGACCUGUUUUUCUUUUUUUCUUUUAGGUUUUUGUUUGUUUUUUGUUUUAGUUUUUUUUUUUCAUUUUCUACAAAAUAAAUUAAUUGAGCAAUGCUUUGGCAUAAUUUUAUAUUUUGCUGUGAUUGGAAAUUCGACUAAAUAACAGUAAUUAAAUAGAUUGGUUGGUU